This is a messenger RNA of Cricetulus griseus (Chinese hamster), 762 nucleotides long. The record is from RefSeq and is a predicted model, not a curated record. NCBI's taxonomy places the organism in Eukaryota, Metazoa, Chordata, Mammalia, Rodentia, Cricetidae.
AUGAAGACGACGACAAUGACGGUGAAGAUGCUGGCCCUGUGCUUGGUUCUUGCUAAGUCAGCCUGGACCGAGGAGCAGGAUAAAGUGGUACAUGGUGUCCCCUGUAUGAAGAACUCUCACCCUUUCCAAGCUGCCCUCUACACCUCGGGUCACUUGCUGUGUGGUGGGGUCCUCAUUGAUCCACAGUGGGUGCUCACAGCUGCCCACUGCAAAAAACCGAAUCUGGAGGUGCACUUGGGGAAACAUAACUUACGGCAAACAGAGAGCUUCCAAAGGCGUAUCUCUGUGGAUCGGACAAUUGUCCACCCCCGAUACAACCCUGACACCCAUGACAAUGACAUCAUGAUGCUGCAUCUGAGAAAUCCAGUCAAAUUCUCUCGAAAGAUCAUGCCUCUGCCCUUGAAGAAAGACUGCUCGAAGGAGAAUCCAAGCUGUCAGAUCCUGGGCUGGGGCAAGACAGAAAACGGUGACUUCCCAGACACCCUUCAGUGUGCUGAUGUCCAACUGGUGUCCCGGGAUGAGUGUGAGCGUGCCUACCCUGGUAAGAUCACCCGAAACAUGGUGUGCGCGGGCAACAAGAAAGAAGGGAAUGAUUCCUGCCAGGGUGAUUCUGGAGGUCCCCUGGUAUGUGGAGAUCGUCUCCGAGGUCUUGUGUCAUGGGGUGACUUGCCCUGUGGAUCAAAGAAGAAGCCGGGAGUUUACACUGAUGUUUGUUCCUACACCAGAUGGAUCCAAAACAUCAUAAAAAACAAGUGGCUCUGA